Hippocampus zosterae (dwarf seahorse) is the source of this 4178-nucleotide messenger RNA. It is a transcript of the gene tmem240a, whose product is annotated as transmembrane protein 240a. Bases 789 to 1316 code for a protein of 175 amino acids. The transcript has 4 exons. The record is from RefSeq and is a predicted model, not a curated record. NCBI's taxonomy places the organism in Eukaryota, Metazoa, Chordata, Actinopteri, Syngnathiformes, Syngnathidae.
AAACUCAAUUUUGCAUGCCAUUUAAUUGUGUAGGUGUACCUAAUAAAAUGUCCUGUGUGUGUAGCGAAGCAUUAACCCAGCCCUCCUCCACCCCUCCGUCCCCUCCACGCCGCCCACCAUGCAGUGGCGUGCGCGCCCCGUCGUUGGAGUGGUUGCUGGUCUUGGUCUGAGCCGCUACUGCUGGUGGAUCGAGGAUGGGUUAGUCGUCAUGUGCUUGUGGCUCCGGGCAUCAGUACAGCUUGAUUCGGUCCUGGACUCAGGGCACAGCGUGAGUCUAACCAGCUCGCAGAAUUUGUCCAUCCCCAUGUCGACCGAGAGGGGAGUCGUCAGUGCACAUUUUUGACGCAUCCAUCCGGGGGAAAGUCACCGUUUUGGCCCCAUGGAGGACACACUUUGCCGGUACUGAGGUGGAAUAUCCCGGGCGGAGGGAGAACGGAGAGCGAGGCAUCUCUUUUUGCAAGGAUACCUUUUCAUUUUUAUCCAUUUGAUUUUUCAAGAUGGAUUGAGAAAAGAUCGGAUCUUUUUGCAUUCUUAAUUAGGAGACAGCCGCUGAGCCGCAUCCGAGACACCGGCGAGGGGGUGUCGUUGGACGGCGAGGGCCCGCUUCUGCUUCCCGUGGAACGGAGGAGGACACCGGAGGAGUAAGACAGGGAGGGAGGGGUACCCGGGGUAGUCUACACCGGGAGCCAGGGGCUGUGCGGCGGCUCCAUGAGGAGGGAGAGCCCUGCAGAGCCCAGCCGGAGUAGAGAGAGAGAGAGGACCAGUGGUGGGCCAGUUUGGAAGUUUGGAUGCAUAUGAUCACAACCACCAUGAUUUUUAUGAUUCUGGGUGCUUCAGUUGUCAUGGCGAUCGCCUGUUUAAUGGACAUGAACGCACUACUUGAUCGCUUCCACAACUACAUCCUGCCACAUCUACGAGGGGAGGACCGCGUCUGUCACUGCAACUGUGGAAGGCAUCAUGUCCACUAUGUCAUUCCGUACGAUGGGGACCAUUCCCUGGUGGACUCCUCAGAGAACUACUUUGUCAGUGACAGUGUGACCAAGCAGGAGAUGGACUUGAUGCUGGGUCUUCUGUUGGGCUUCUGCAUCAGCUGGCUCUUGCUGUGGCUGGACGGCAUCCUGCACUGCGCCGUCAGGGCCUGGAGGUCGAGCCGCUACUACGAUACGCCAUCCUGGUCAUGGCUGCCACAGUUCUGCAACCUUCGAGAGUUGCGUCGCAGGGCCCAGCUCCGACAGUUAGACGACUCAAGUGGCAACAUGGUGCAUAUCAAGCAGAAGCUCUACCACAAUGGCCACCCAAGCCCCCGUCAUCUCUGACUCAACAGCAGAAUCACAACCAACCAAUCUGAGCGUGUCCGGCUGGAAUCCUUCUUUCACCCGCCCCCAAAUUUCACGGCACGUGGCCUCACAGGAAUCCCCAUGCACCCUGCAUAACGUUACCCUCUGAAGAGCCCCAAGAGAAUUUUCCGCAGUCCGAAGCAGGCCCCCAUCAACAUCAGAAAAAUGAAAUUCCCAAUUGAAGCAAGUUGGGUCCAACAUUUUGGGAGCAGGGACAAAAACAAAACAAAACAUUUUUAAGGGUGUUUUUUUUUCCGUAUAGAGACAUUUUCUGUGUUGAUUGUUUAACUUGGCAUGCUCUUUUAGAACAGGGUACGAUGUGGGCAGUGUUUCCGUUUUUUAUUUUGGGUGGGAGAGUUGUUGCUUUGGGGUGGGUGGGUGAAUGCAACUCCUGGGUGGGUGGGUUUUUGUGAUGUUAGAUUACUGCUUGUGUACAUAGGUAUAAAUAUAGACUGGGGGGUUAAAAACAUAACAAAAAAAGAGGAAGUGGGUUUGAUGACUUGUUUAUCGAUAACGAUUGGCUUGUUGGGUCCAAAUUAUAGCAGCAGAACAGGAAGAUGAAUCUGUUUGAAAACUGGAUGUGAUACCAUGUUAAAUUCUGCCAAAAAAAACAAAAACAAAAACACAGAUGAAUUAGCUUUAUAGUGAAUUACCUGAAUGUAAUAUUUUUUUCCAUGUAAAUAUGUGAGAGAGAGGGAACGAAAAGGGUUGUGGUUUGGGUUCUCUUUGCUACAUAUAAUUAUCAUUUCUGAGACUACACAGGAGGAGAUGUGUGCUUCCUGUUUUCAUGUACGUAGAUACCUUUUCAUUUUUCUCACUUUUGUGUUGCCCAGCCAGUAAACUCCUCGAAUUCACAGAGCUCAAGCAUAACUACCCAAUGAAAAAGAUAACACAAACUAAGGAAAUUACUCCAAACACAGCACAAUACGGAUUAAAGAUUCUGUAAAGUGAAUUCAGAUAUGUUUCUCAAUACAUUCUACAAGUUUAAAGACACAGCUGAAACCGUGCUAAGACUGAGAAUUAGCUAGCACUCAUUUGUGUAUAGUGUGAAACUGUUUUUCACCAUAUAGGUUUUUCAGAUUUUUGGUGAGGCAUGACGACAAUGGAUCCUAGUCACACAAUUUGGCAUCAGGCAUUUAGUCUCUCCUCACCACCUAGAACUUCAAUGCCUUCACUCACAUCAGUGGCAAUUGAGUUACUAAGUUAUUAUUAGUUGGCUAAAGAUUAGCUUGUGAGCUAGCUGGUAGCUAGCGGCCUCUCAUCGUGGUGUGGAAACCCCUGUUUUGCGGAUCACGCAUGUAGAUAUGUGCCAGCAUAAGCCCAGUGUGAUUUCAUGCAUUCUGUAUAUAUGGCCACAGCGUUGUGGAGACAACAGCAAAGAUGGAGAAGACGGUUAACAACAAUCUUCUCUGUCAAGCAUUAAAUCUACUAGACAUAUAUGUAUUUGCCCGGUGGUCAAGUGGUUAGCGCGUCGACCUCACAGUGCAGAAGUACCGGGUUCGAUUCCAGCUCCGUCCUUCCUGUGUGGCGCUUGCAUGUUCUCCCUGGGCCUGCGUGGAUUUUCUCCGGGUACUCCGAUUUCCCCCCACAUUCCAAAAACAUGCAUGGCUGGCUGAAUGAACACUCGAAAAUUGUCCGUAGGUGAGAGUGCGGAUGGUUGUUCGUCUCUGUGUGCCCUGCGAUUGGCUGGCAACCAGUUCAGGGUGUCCCCGGCCUACUGCCCGGAGAUGGCUGGGAUAGGCUCCAGCACCCCCGCGACCUUUGUGCGGAUAAAGUGGAUCGGAAAAUGGAUGGAUGGAUAUUUAUUUUUACUUUUCAGGGACCUUAAGAGGUCAACUGCUCACGAUGUACUCUUAAAAGGGAAGUAAACCCCCAAGUUCUAUUGAGAGGAAUACGUUCUAUCCAUCUCCACUAGUCUAAACAUGGCAUUCUGAUUAAUAUUGCAUUUGUGUGAUAUGAAAUCAUCAGCAAAAUCCACUCGUUUUAGCCAUCUCACGGGUGGCCAUUUCCCCCACUUUAUUUCAGCUGAAAAUGACAUCACAGUUGCUCUGGGCUCAGCUAACAACCAAUCACAGGGCAUUCGUUUUCUGAAGCUGAGCCAUGAUUGUUUGUUACGUAAGCCCUGAACAACUGUGGCAACUCCCUGAGAUGGACAAAAACGGGUGGAUUUACUGCUUAAAUCAUAUUCCACAAACACAAUUCUAAUCAUCAAAAAAAAAAUUGGGGUUGAUUUCCCCUUUACGUAAACUCUACGCUAGAGGUGUCAACAUUUAUCAAUUAAUUGACAAUAAAUCCAUUAUCAACUUAAACACCUAUUUUAAUAAUUGAGUAACCAUUUCGAGCCAUUGUUUAACUUAAAAUUGUCCAAAUCCUCUGAUUUCAGCCUCUCAAUAGUAAAUAUUCUAUAAUUUCCGUCGUCCUUCAUGGAAGUAGUCUGAUAAUAUUUUCUUAUCUUCACAAGCAUCUGUUUUUCCUUUAUAAUCGAGAGAUCAAGAAUUCAAUAGUGACAGCCCAACUCCACAGGUUAUUGUUUGGGUCAUAUGACUUCUGCGUCACUGUAGACUUUAUUACCACAACACACAACACCUUUACAGAAGGCAGUGUACUAUGUCACAUUUGUAAAGCUGUCGUUUAUUAUGGAGGAUAAGGGAAAAGUCCGUUAAACGUCACAACGGCAACUCGAAAUACUUAAAACACACAAAUUUACUGUAUGAAACAUCUCACCAUCAGCCAUGAAGCGCAGGGAACCCUCACCAGAUCCCCACUCGCCCACCCUCCUGUCCAGACAUUGCUGUUGUGAGGAUGAAAUGUCUGUUUUAUUAAAAGUGCCAUUGAAGCGCA